Pyrenophora tritici-repentis Pt-1C-BFP is the source of this 966-nucleotide messenger RNA. Lineage: Eukaryota; Fungi; Ascomycota; Dothideomycetes; Pleosporales; Pleosporaceae. The record is from RefSeq and is a predicted model, not a curated record.
AUGGCAAAUCACGGCGAGAUCACCCACGACCGUACUGUUUCCGGUGCUAUCAUUCUCCGACACACAGACGACGACUCUAGCAUCAGUAACGACUUCGACUUGGACGACGAGCAGAGCGUCAUCAGCCACGCCGACAUUCUGCGCGCUGCAGCUGCAAACUCGACACAGCGCAAAGCCCGGACCAUCAUCGAUAAGAUCCACAACCCGGAUUUAGUGGCAAGCAAUGAUAUUGAAAGGGCAGAGGCAGCAUUGGUGGUUGCGCUGGAGCGACUCAAUGGCAGUCUGUUUGACCAGAUGGCCAACCAUCAAAAGGAAGUAGACAGCCUCAAGGAGCACAUUGCCACCCUUGAGCAUGAACGAGACAUCGCUCUCAUUGGGAAUAUGGACCCGCUUCAUGACUACAAAUCCCUAUACAACCCUGCACGUCGCGCCAAUAUCGAGCGCACUGCCGAGGAAAUUAUCAAGGGCGAGCUGACAAUUGCUAGAGAUGAGCUCAAUGCCACUCUCAAGAGGAUUGAGAUUUUGAAUAUCGAAGAAAAGACGGCGACCGAGAGAUGCGAAACGGCCAAGAAUCAGGUCAACAGCCAGAUGCAGGUGCGCGACAGUGUCUACAUCAACUCUGUCAACGCCAGCCAGAUACCAGAUCAGCAUCAAUAUGUUCAUGGUUUCGCAGCCGUUCCUGCGCAGCAAGCGCUCACCCACGAGGUCCCAGGUAUCUCCCAAGCUCAUCAUUCGCUGCCCAUUCGUACGGCUCGGCGUCCUCGGUAUGCUCUCCUCUACAUCUUCAGUGAGCGCAAUUUACUACAGAUGCCUCUCUACCGCAACAAGUGUCGACUGGGCAAGAGUUGCAACCUCCCGUACUGUGCCUUUGUGCACCCUUGUCAGAAGCAACUUUACAAGGACUUCAUCGAAACACUCGACGCAUGGCAGGGUGGUGCCGGUGGUGCCGGUGGUAACAACUUCUGA